Messenger RNA from Mustela erminea (ermine), 6032 nucleotides. RefSeq names its product bromodomain adjacent to zinc finger domain 1B (gene BAZ1B). The transcript has 18 exons. The coding region runs from base 1057 to 5322 and encodes 1421 amino acids. Gene Ontology annotation, cellular component: WICH complex. Gene Ontology annotation, biological process: chromatin remodeling. Lineage: Eukaryota; Metazoa; Chordata; Mammalia; Carnivora; Mustelidae. The record is from RefSeq and is a predicted model, not a curated record. Gene Ontology annotation, molecular function: histone H2AXY142 kinase activity; protein binding.
CCGGCCGGGAGCCCCGCGCCCUCCAUCCUUUCCCCUCCCCGGCUCCGCACUUUGUCCCCGGGCCUCGCUUUCGACCAGCGGCGCCCCUGCCCCCGGGCGGCUUUAGGCCCGAAGCGCGGACGGGAGACGGCUUUCCUUCCGCCGCGUUUUUCUUUCCUUUUAAAUGAAACCUUCAACUGAAGUUUUUUGAAAUUGUACCCACGCGGCCUCGUGAUCCGGCUUGUGCAAGAUUUUGGGUGUGUGUGCGCGUUUUUUACCCGGAUCUCCGCGGGGGCUCUUGUGUCGUGGUGGUUUUUUUUUUGUUUUUUGUUUUUUUUUGUUUUUGCUUUUUUUGUUUUUCCCUCCUCCGGAGUGGAGACUUGAGGCUGGUGAUGAGCUGACAGGACCGUGAGGCGCGUCACCAAGAGCGGAUUCCCAGACUUAGGGGAAGGGCAAGGAAAAGUUGUCUCGGAGCAGCCGAUGCCUGCCUUCCCGGGCUCGUCCAGGUCUGAAAUGCUGGCGGCCGAGGAGGCGGUCGGCACGCGUUGGACCAAGUUUUCAUGUUGCAUUUCAGGAAGGGGAGCCUGGUGUUUUCCAGAAGACGCACCCUCUUUUCUGAUCGCUGAAGGUUCCUUGCACAAGCUCGGUCUUUUCCGUUGUAUGACGUUGAUUGACUUUUUUUUUUUUUUUUCUUUUAUGGAUGCCCGAUUUGAAGCUUCCGUGUAAAAAGAAGUAGAUUGCCGAAUCACGCUUCUUUUAGGCAAAGCGUCAAGGCUGAAGGCCACUGUAUUACGGAGUUUCAUCAGCCCUUUCCUUGGGAAGCACUGGGUUUUUCAGUUUCUCGCUGCUUCCUUGCCCUCCGUAUGGGAGGAGGUGCCCAUGCGAGCGAUGUCAUUUGAUUCCAUGUCUCUUGGAUUCUCUCUUUAAUGCCAUCUUGUACAAGAUAACCUCAUUCUUGUUCCAGUGCGGUGUGUGGAGUUGGAUGUUUACCUACCAAAGGACCCGGAAAGUGGGCCGGUGCUGUUAGGAAGGCUCUUGGAGAAAGACAGCUGGAGUAGCAUCCUGUAGCAUUUUGAAAUGGGAUCUCGGGGACGGUCAGGUUCUCCUGCCUCGCUUGCCAGUUUGAAGGAGGAGUUCCCGGCCUGGUACGAGAAACUUGUUCUGGAAAUGGUUCACCAUAACACAGCCUCUUUAGAGAAAUUAGUAGAUACUGCUUGGUUGGAGAUCAUGACAAAAUACGCUGUGGGAGAAGAGUGUGAUUUUGAGGUUGGGAAGGAAAAAAUGCUCAAGGUGAGGAUUGUGAAGAUUCAUCCUUUGGAAAAAGUAGAUGAAGAGGCCGCUGAGAAGAAAUCGGAUGGUUCCUGUGACUCUCCCUCCAGCGACAAAGAGAACUCGGGUCAGAUUCCUCAGGAUCAUCAGAAGAAGGAAGCGAUUGUAAAAGAGGAAGAAGGAAGGAGAGAGAGUAUUAAUGACAGAGCACGUAGAUCUCCACGAAAACUCCCUACUUCAUUAAAAAAAGGAGAAAGGAAAUGGGCUCCACCAAAAUUUCUGCCUCACAAAUACGAUGUGAAAUUACAAAAUGAAGAUAAGAUCAUCAGUAAUGUGCCAGCAGACAGCUUGAUUCGUACAGAACGCCCGCCAAAUAAGGAGAUACUUCGAUACUUUAUACGGCAUAACGCGUUACGGGCUGGUACUGGUGAAAAUGCACCGUGGGUGGUAGAAGACGAGUUGGUGAAGAAAUACUCCCUCCCUAGCAAGUUCAGUGACUUUUUACUUGAUCCAUACAAGUACAUGACUCUCAACCCUUCUACUAAGAGGAAGAAUACUGGAUCCCCAGACAGGAAGCCCUCAAAAAAAUCCAAGACAGACAACUCUUCUCUGAGUUCACCACUAAAUCCCAAGUUAUGGUGUCACGUACACUUGAAGAAAUCCUUGAAUGGCUCGCCACUCAAAGUGAAGAACUCCAAAAAUUCCAGAUCUCCAGAAGAACAUUUGGAAGAAGUAAUGAAGAUGAUGUCACCCGCCAAGCUCCACAGUAACUUUCACAUUCCUAAGAAGGGCCCUCCUGCCAAGAAAUCGGGGAAGCACAGCGAUAAACCUUUGAAAGCAAAGGGCAGAAGCAAAGGCAUCCUUAAUGGACAGAAAUCUACAGGUAAUUCCAAGUCUCCCAAAAAGGGCUUGAAGACUCCUAAAACCAAAAUGAAGCAGAUGACUCUGUUGGAUAUGGCCAAAGGCACUCAGAAGAUGACACGAGCCCCACGGAACUCUGGGGGUACAGCCAGGUCCUCUAGUAAACCCCACAAACAUCUGCCUCCCGCUGCCCUACACCUUAUUGCCUACUACAAAGAAAACAAAGACAGGGAGGACAAGAAGAGUGCCCUGUCCUGUGUUAUCUCCAAAACCGCUCGCCUUCUCUCCAGCGAAGAUCGAGCCCGUCUCCCAGAAGAGCUGCGAAGUCUUGUUCAAAAGCGCUUUGAGCUUCUCGAGCACAAAAAGCGGUGGGCCUCGAUGUCUGAAGAGCAGCGGAAAGAAUAUUUGAAAAAGAAACGAGAGGAGCUGAAAGAAAAGUUGAAGGAGAAAGCCAAGGAGCGGAGAGAGAAGGAAAUGCUUGAGAAGCUAGAAAAACAGAAGAGGUACGAGGACCAGGAGUUACCGGGCAAAAGCCUUCCAGCAUUUCGACUGGUGGACACCCCUGAAGGGCUGCCCAACACACUCUUCGGGGAUGUGGCCAUGGUGGUGGAGUUCUUGAGCUGUUACUCGGGGCUGCUCUUACCGGAUGCCCAGUACCCUAUUACUGCUGUGUCCCUCAUGGAGGCCUUGAGUGCAGAAAAAGGCGGCUUUUUAUACCUCAAUAGGGUGUUGGUCAUCCUCUUACAGACCUUAUUACAGGACGAAAUAGCAGAAGACUACGGUGAACUGGGAAUGAAGCUGUCGGAGAUCCCGCUGACUCUGCAUUCUGUUUCAGAGCUGGUGCGGCUCUGCCUGCGCAGGUCUGACGUUCAGGAGGAAAGCGAGGGCUCCGACGCAGAUGACAAUAAGGAUUCGGCGCCGUUUGAGGACAAUGAGGUACAAGAUGAGUUCCUAGAGAAGCUGGAGACCUCGGAGUUUUUUGAAUUAACGUCAGAGGAGAAGCUGCAGAUCUUGACCGCACUCUGCCACCGCAUCCUCAUGACGUACUCGGUGCAGGACCACAUGGAGACCAGACAGCAGAUGUCGGCGGAGCUGUGGAAGGAGCGGCUUGCUGUCCUGAAGGAAGAGAAUGAUAAGAAGAGAGCAGAGAAACAGAAAAGGAAAGAAAUGGAAGCCAGAAACAAGGAAAACGGGAAAGAGGAGAACGGGCUAGGCAAACCGGAUAGGAAGAAAGAGGUGGUGAAGUUUGAGCCCCACGUGGACCUGGGAGCCGAAGACAUGAUCAGCGCCGUGAAGAGCCGGCGGCUGCUCGCCAUCCAGGCCAAGAAGGAGCGUGAGAUCCAGGAGAGAGAGCUGAAAGUGAAACUAGAACGCGAAGCUGAAGAAGAACGAAUACGAAGGCACAAGGCAGCUGCUGAGAAGGCUUUCCAGGAGGGAAUUGCCAAGGCAAAGCUAGUCAUGCGUAGGACUCCUAUUGGUACAGAUCGAAACCAUAACAGGUACUGGCUCUUCUCAGAUGAAGUUCCGGGAUUGUUCAUUGAAAAAGGCUGGGUGCAUGACAGCAUCGACUAUCGAUUCAGUCACCGCAAAGACCGUGCGGACCCUGCUGAUGAAGAUUACUGUCCCCGGAGUAAGAAAGCAAACCUAGGCAAAAAUGCAAGCAUGAACACACAUCCUGGACCAGCAGCAGAAGUUGCUGUAGAGACCACCAUACCCAAGCAAGGCCAGAAUCUAUGGUUUUUAUGUGAUAGUCAGAAGGAACUGGAUGAGUUGCUAAAUUGCCUUCACCCUCAGGGAAUAAGAGAAAGUCAACUUAAAGAGAGACUCGAGAAGAGGUACCAGGACAUCAUUCAUUCUAUUCAUCUGGCCCGGAAGCCAAAUUUGGGUCUAAAAUCCUGUGAUGGCAACCAGGAGCUUUUAAACUUUCUUCGUAGUGAUCUCAUUGAAGUUGCAACUAGGUUACAAAAGGGGGGACUUGGUUAUGUGGAAGAAACAUCGGAAUUUGAAGCCCGGGUGAUCUCGUUAGAGAAACUGAAGGAUUUUGGUGAGUGUGUGAUUGCCCUACAAGCCAGCGUCAUAAAGAAGUUUCUCCAAGGCUUCAUGGCUCCCAAGCAGAAGAGGAGAAAGCUCCAAAGUGAAGAUUCAGCAAAGAUGGAGGAGGUGGACGAAGAGAAGAAGCUGGCCGAGGAGGCGGAGGUCGCAUCUGCUCUGGAAAAGUGGAAGACGGCGAUCCGUGAGGCUCAGACUUUCUCCCGGAUGCACGUGCUGCUUGGGAUGCUGGACGCCUGCAUUAAGUGGGACAUGUCCGCAGAGAAUGCUCGAUGCAAAGUUUGUCGAAAGAAAGGUGAGGACGACAAGCUGAUCUUGUGCGAUGAAUGUAAUAAAGCCUUCCACCUGUUCUGUCUGAGGCCCGCUCUCUACGAGGUCCCAGACGGCGAGUGGCAGUGCCCUGCUUGCCAGCCUGCGACCGCCAGGCGCAACUCCCGCGGCAGGAAUUACACGGAAGAGUCCGCCUCUGAGGACAGCGAAGAUGAGGACAGCGCUGACGAGGAGGAGGAGGAGGAGGAGGAGGAGGAGGCGGACUACGAGGUGGCCGGGCUGCGAUUGAGACCUCGGAAGACGGCCCGGGCCAAGCAGGGCGGCCUCCCCGCGGCGGCAAGGCCGGGGCGCAGGCCGGGUAAGAAGCCACAUCCCGCCAGGAAGUCUCAGCCGAAGGCGCCGCCUGUGGACGACGCGGAGGUCGAGGAGCUGGUCCUUCAGACCAAGCGGAGCUCCCGGAGGCAGAGCCUCGAGCUGCAGAAGUGUGAGGAGAUCCUCCACAAGAUCGUCAAGUACCGCUUCAGCUGGCCCUUCAGGGAGCCCGUGACCAGAGACGAGGCUGAGGAUUACUACGACGUCGUCACUCACCCCAUGGACUUCCAGACUAUGCAGAACAAGUGUUCCUGUGGGAGCUACCGCUCCGUGCAGGAGUUUCUCGCCGACAUGAAGCAAGUGUUUGCCAAUGCCGAGCUUUACAACUGCCGAGGCAGCCACGUGCUGACCUGCAUGGUGAAGACCGAGCAGUGUCUGGUGGCUCUGCUGCAUAAACACCUGCCGGGCCACCCGUACGUCCGCAGGAAACGCAAGAAGUUUCCCGAUCGGCUUGCUGAAGAUGAAGGGGACAGUGAGUCCGAGCCCAUUGGACAGUCCAGGGGACGAAGGCAGAAGAAAUAGAGAGGCGGGGCCCUGGUAAGGGCGGCGGGGGGGGACCGGAGAGAGCCGGGGAGGGAGGGAGGGGGAGGGAGAGGAAGACGGCGAGGAACGCGGAAGGGAGGCGGCCACGGGGAGUCCGGAAACGCCCGCCAUCGCGGGCUCGCGCUGCCUUGCCCAGCUCUCCGGAGGGCCCGAAGCAGGCAGAGUUCUUUGCAGAGCCUGCUCUUGGGCUGGUGGUCUCUGCCCAGAGCUCCUGUGGGCAGUGGGCCGCCUUAGCCCUCUGAGAGCUACCAGGGAGAGGCCAAGGGCAUGGCUUUCUUGUGGGCCCACAUCCUUUAACUUGCUUCUUUCCUGCGGCUCCUCCUGCUUUGGCCACCACGACAGUGCCAAGCCUCUGGUCUCCAGGGGAGGGAGGACAGCAUUCCACGGAAGGAUCGGGGUAAUCAGGCCAAAAGGGGAGGCGGUGUGGAUUUUUUAAUUUCUAUUUACACACAGUCUUGUUUCUUGAAGCCCGUCCUGCCCCCUCCCCCUUCAGGUGACGGUAGCCGUGAGUGCCAUUCUGCAUUCUGUGUUCACCAGCAUCAGGAGACACUCGUGCUCUCUGAGUUGUUGCUCUUGGCAGAGUAAAGGGACAUGUCCUGGAGCCAUUCCUGAAUACCCCUCCCCUUCUUUGUGACGGCUCUGCCCCUCUCCCGCCCCACCUCCCCCCUACAAAAUCAAAAACAAAAAAA